Messenger RNA from Conger conger (European conger), 1320 nucleotides. It is a transcript of the gene cd37, whose product is annotated as CD37 molecule. Gene Ontology annotation, cellular component: membrane. Bases 189 to 986 code for a protein of 265 amino acids. The transcript is spliced from 9 exons. The record is from RefSeq and is a predicted model, not a curated record. Lineage: Eukaryota; Metazoa; Chordata; Actinopteri; Anguilliformes; Congridae.
UCAAUGGAAAGUUUUAGUGUAGUCUACUGAGUCUACUUUUCGCUGGGUUGCUAAAACUAUCUAGAUAGUUCCGGAACACUUGCCUGACCUUUCGGUUAUUGACCUGAAAACCUAUUUACGUAUUACAUUCUAACGUGUGCAGGCUACGUACAGUAAUUUGAGUUACUUCUUAGAACGUAACAGAAGAUAUGGUAUCACAUGGUUGCCUCAGUCUCAUCAAAUACUUCCUGUUCCUGUUUAAUCUAUUCUUUUUUACUCUGGGAAUGCUCCUGCUCUUUCUUGGAUUAUGGAUUGUAUUUGAUGAAAUGAGCUUCUUCAUUACUGACCCCUCUUCCAUUUCUCUCUCUCUACUCUCCUAUUUUCUGGCCAUUGGGGGCACUAUCACUAUGGGAGUGGCCUUUUUUGGAUGCCUGGGUGCAUUGAAGGAGGUUAGAUGCAUGUUGGGAAUGUAUUUCUUCCUGCUCACAAUCCUGCUUUCAGCUCAGAUUGUUGGAGGAGUUCUGUUCUUCACACAAAAGGCUGCGUUUGAGGACAAAGUAAGAGAUCAUGUGCUUCAAAUCAUCACAUCAUUCAGAAAAAAUGACUCCAGUCUCAACCAUUUUGAGAAGACUCUGGAGUACAUACAGAUAGAGGUAAACUGCUGUGGAUGGAAUGGACCAACGGACUGGAGUGAUGAUCUGGUGCCUUGCAGUUGUUAUGAGCCAAGCAACAGCACAGUUUUUGACCAGUUAAACCAAGAGAUAAGUCAUACUGGUUCUCAAAUGGCUUGCCUCUGCCAGUCCCUGUCCUUCCCAGAAAACUACACCUGCAACAUUUAUAAGCAAGGCUGCAAAGAAGGUAUUAAGGUGUGGCUUGAAGAAAACAUGGUAAUCAUACUGGGUGUUAUGUUUGCUGUGGUGCUAGUUGAGCUCUGUGGUAUGACCCUUUCGAUGUAUCUGUAUAGGCAGAUCAAUUUGGACUACAGUGUGCUGACUCGUUACUUCUAGUCAGGAGUGAGAAUGGGACAUCGCAUAAAUUGCUUUUAGUUUGGCUACAAUAGACUCAAAAUGAAAAUGUUGACUAUGAUUGUAAUUCAUUUUUGAUAUUUUUCCUUGAGAGUAUUGUUUGUGUUUUAUUAAUUUGAAAAUUUGUUUUCUUUAAACUUGGAGUUCAAACUUAUGAUGUCUGUUUACAUAAUAUAGGUGUAGGUUACCGUAUCUCUAGCCCAUGUAAUAUUCUAUGUCUAUGUACAGUAUUUGACCCAAAUUUCUGUACCUGUACAAUAUCUGUAUUGCGUGUAUUUGCUUCUUAAGUCAUUCAAUAAAGUUGUUUAACAAAUCA